GUUCCUGGUUGCCAACGAGUCUGGUCGAGUGCGGGUGGAAACCGGCGGUAUGGCGGCGUCGGACCCAGCGCUCUGCCUCUUCGACGUGGACGGGACCCUGACGGCCCCGCGACAGAAAAUCACCAAGGAAAUGGACGACUUUCUCCAAAACCUGAGGCGGAAGAUCAAAAUUGGAGUGGUGGGCGGGUCCGACUUUGAGAAAGUGCAGGAGCAGCUGGGAAGUGAUGUUGUUGAAAAAUACGAUUAUGUGUUUCCAGAGAAUGGCCUGGUAGCGUACAAAGAUGGGAAACUCUUGUGUAAACAGAAUAUUCAAGGUCACCUGGGUGAGGCCCUGAUCCAAGACUUAAUCAACUACUGCCUGAGCUACAUUGCGAAAAUUAAGCUCCCGAAGAAGAGAGGCACUUUCAUCGAGUUCCGAAAUGGGAUGUUAAAUGUGUCCCCCAUUGGAAGAAGCUGCAGCCAAGAAGAGCGCAUUGAGUUUCACGAACUCGAUAAAAAAGAAAACAUAAGACAGAAGUUCGUAGCAGAUCUGCAGAAGGAGUUUUCGGGAAAAGGCAUCACGUUCUCCAUAGGGGGCCAGAUCAGCAUUGACGUCUUCCCUGACGGAUGGGACAAGAGGUACUGCCUGGGACACGUGGAAAAAGAUGGCUACAAAACCAUCUACUUCUUCGGAGACAAAACCAUGCCAGGCGGGAAUGACCACGAGAUCUUCACUGACCCGAGGACCGUGGGCUACACGGUGGCAGCGCCCGAGGACACCCGCAGGAUCUGUGAAGAGCUGUUCUCCUAGCGGCCCCUCCCCCGAGGGCGGGCGGAGGUCCCGCCGACAGGCCCUCCCCCCCCCCCCCCCCCGUGCCCCCGCACCCCGGCCCUGCCGGGAGCUCCCGAGUCUCAGCCCCUCCGGAUGUGCAAUCGCGGAACAUACGGUUUUCCGGGGACGCUUCCCCAUCGUUGUAGGAGGAUUCAGAAAGGACAGAGGUGCCCUGACCUCCCCUCCUGACUGAAAAACGUGACUACAGGCGUUAACGACUGGACCCCUGCGGACUGGGCCCGUGUCAGUGCUGCGGGGGGAUUUGGUGGUGAGAAAGGACGAGAUGUUUACAGCCACUCCAGUCCCCUCUGGGAGCAGCUCCUGCCCGAGGGCCACCUUGGGGGUGCUCUGAACCCUGCGGUGGCCGCUCAGUGACCCCUGACCCCCAGGGCUUCGCACCUCAGCUGCUGUGGAACUCAGGGGACGGACUUCACUACACUCGGGAGGCUGCCGCUUCUCUGACCUUCCAGUGCAGGAAGGGGGGGGGGGCGGAGGGUUCCACUCCCCCCCACCCUGCACCUGGCCGGCUCCCCAAGGGCCUUACUCCCCUUCAGAUUCUCAGCGAUCACGGGAGAGCCUGGAUCAUGACCCCCUGGAUCUUCUCGCGAAACCCCAAUCCCACCCCAGUGACUUGAGGGUGGGAGCAGCACAGUGGUCGGGCCUGCGAUCCCCCCCACCCCUGCCCCCGCUUCGGGCCCGGCCGCACAGGGCCUUCCCGGGAGGCGGCACCCACGUCACUUUAGCAUCUGGGUGCGCUGGGACCACAGACCCUCAAUGCACCCCAGUCCACGGCCCGGCCUCUGCGCCCCGCCUGGGUGCUUUCAUCUCCGCGGAAGCUGGCUCCCCCAAGCCUUCGGGGGGCCCCGAGGCCUGUCUCCAUGGGGUCAGGUGGCAGGCAGCCUGCCUGUGUGACCACAGACAGGGAGGCCUGGGUCCGUGGCUCCCAGGUCGCCGCCACCCCGCCGUACCUUUUGUGGUUGCAUUUUGCAAAUGAUACUGUAAUGACCUUUCACAAAGAGAAAUAGCAAAUUAAAGUGAUUUUAUUGUUUCCUA
Messenger RNA from Hyaena hyaena (striped hyena), 1864 nucleotides. RefSeq names its product phosphomannomutase 2 (gene PMM2). Gene Ontology annotation, biological process: mannose metabolic process; GDP-mannose biosynthetic process; protein N-linked glycosylation. The record is from RefSeq and is a predicted model, not a curated record. Gene Ontology annotation, cellular component: cytosol. Gene Ontology annotation, molecular function: phosphomannomutase activity. The coding region runs from base 50 to 790 and encodes 246 amino acids. Lineage: Eukaryota; Metazoa; Chordata; Mammalia; Carnivora; Hyaenidae. The transcript is spliced from 8 exons.